AUGUUGCCUGUGGUAGCGGGGCUGCUGCUCGCCGUGGCCGCGGGCGGCCGCRCGGCCGCCGUGGGCGACUCGGAAAGCCCGCCGGGCAGCCGCUUCGUGUGCACCUCGCUGCCGCUGGACGCGGCCGGCGCCGGCUGCCCGGUGCCCAUGCAGGGCGGCGCGCUGCCCCCCGAGGAGGAGCUGCGGGCCACGGUGCUGCAGCUGCGGGAGACCGUCCUGCAGCAGAAGGAGACCAUCGGCAGCCAGCGCGACGCCAUCCGCGAGCUCACGGGCAAGCUGAGCCGCUGCGAGGGCACCGACGGCAAGGGCGGCACGGCAGCCUGGAGGAAGGAGCUGUCCAAGGGCAAGGACACCAUGGGAGACCUGCCGCGGGACCCGGCGCAGGUCAUCGACCAGCUGAGCCGCACCAUGCAGACCCUGAAGGACCGUCUGGAGAGCCUCGAGCACCAGCUCCGGGCCAACGUGUCCUACGCAGCGCUGCCUCCGGAGCUCCGAGAGAUGCUGCAGCGGAGGCUUGGGGACCUGGAGCGCCAACUCCUGACCAAAGUGGCCGAGCUUGAGGAUGAAAAGUCUCUGCUUCACAACGAGACCUCAGCCCACAGGCAGAAGACAGAGACAGCCUUGAAUGCGUUGCUAGAAAGAGUAUCCGAACUAGAAAAAGGCAAUAGUGCGUUUAAAUCACCUGAUGAAUUCAAAGUGUCUCUUCCUCUUCGCACGAACUAUUUAUAUGGGAAGAUCAAGAAGACUCUGCCAGAGCUCUAUGCUUUCACCGUGUGCUUGUGGUUGAGAUCAAGUGCUUCUCCUGGAAUUGGCACUCCAUUCUCAUAUGCUGUUCCUGGUCAAGCUAAUGAAAUUGUCCUCAUAGAAUGGGGGAAUAAUCCAAUUGAACUUCUAAUUAAUGAUAAGGUUGCCCAGCUCCCUCUCUUUGUUAGUGAUGGAAAAUGGCAUCAUAUAUGUGUAACGUGGACAACCAGAGAUGGCAUGUGGGAGGCGUUCCAGGAUGGAGAGAAGCUUGGCACUGGAGAGAAUCUAGCUCCGUGGCACCCGAUUAAACCUGGAGGCGUCCUCAUCCUCGGUCAGGAGCAGGACACAGUAGGAGGAAGAUUUGAUGCAACUCAAGCCUUCGUGGGGGAGAUGAGCCAAUUCAAUAUAUGGGACAGGGUCUUAAAAGCCGAAGACAUCAUGAACAUUGCCAACUGCUCUACCAACAUGCCUGGCAACAUCAUACCCUGGGUUGAUAAUAACGUUGAUGUGUUUGGAGGUGCAACUAAGUGGCCUGUGGAGACAUGUGAAGAGCGCCUGCUAGAUUUAUAGCCGUGAUCCUUUCCCAUUUAAGUGCCCCUUUUUAGUAGGACAAUCUUUUGUGCAAUCUAAAGCACUUAUUUUUCUCUCUCUGCCCUUCCCUAAUUCCUCUGAGGAAUAAAAAAAAAAACGGAGCGAGCUGCCUGGAUGCAAAGAGAACUGGUGGUUUGGGGCACUGAGCCUCACGAUGAAAGAUGCACCUCUUAGCUAGAGCAGCCCUUACUCUCCUACAGCCUGGUCCAACAUGGGCUUUUUGCAGUAACCUGUGGGGUUGUAGUUCAGUGCAUCAGUCCUGACAGGCACGGGGAGCAGCCUUGUAUGUGUUACCUGUAGUUCUCCUUUUGAUAACACGCAGUGCUGACAAAGCACUAAGAUUAACAGGCUAAAAGUGGAUCUCCCGUCCUUCUAUCUUCCCCCCUUUGAAUUCAAGCAAAUACUUUUGUUUUUUUAAGCUCUUUUUAAAGAAAUUAUCUAAUUCCUAUACUACAGCGGCAUAGCUCAACCAUGGGUAGAGCAGAACAGCUGCUAUUGGGAGUACAAUGGUCUUGCUUUUCAGUGCAUCAGAAAUCCUUGUUUUAUGGCAGAGGGUGAUAUAUUUGAUGUAAAUGCCAUUCUAGUUAAAUUCAAAGAAGGGCUGGAUUCCUUGCUUGUGUAAUGAACUUAGCUUCACUGAACUCAAGAGAUGCUUCRGGUGAGGCUCGGUCCCCAAACCUCUCUUUCCUUAGCCAGGCUUCCCAUAUAGGUGGAUGGAUGAAUGAUUUUCUUUGUAUUUUCUGUAGGCUGAAUGUAUUGAAUUUGCGGUGACCUGACUUGUAAACACUUCUCUAUUGUUUCUCUCGUUUUAGUCUAUGUCUUUAUUUUUGAAGUAUACAAGCUGUGAUUAAGUGAAUUUCAGUUUUGUUUUGAAAGGCCUUUUUAUGAGCAAGUGCCAAAGUUCAGUUUCUGCUUGCUGAGAAUCACUAUAUAUUUUUCCAGCCUGAGUCUUCUGUAAUGUUUUCUGUGUUAUAAUGGUCCUAUGUAAUAUGAAGAUGUGCUGUUUUUUCAAUUCUUGUUGAUUGUCUCUUCUGUAAGCACUGGGCCGGCUACUACUUUUUUAUCAUUUUCUCUGAAUAUUUUGCAAACAAUGUUGCUGUUUUCUUGGCAUUGAUGUGACUACUUGGUUUGUGGCUCGCAGAUAGCAAAU
Nothoprocta perdicaria is the source of this 2485-nucleotide messenger RNA. It is a transcript of the gene NPTX2, whose product is annotated as neuronal pentraxin 2. The record is from RefSeq and is a predicted model, not a curated record. The coding region runs from base 1 to 1314 and encodes 437 amino acids. NCBI's taxonomy places the organism in Eukaryota, Metazoa, Chordata, Aves, Tinamiformes, Tinamidae. The transcript is spliced from 5 exons.